Molecule: messenger RNA, 852 nt
Organism: Sphenostylis stenocarpa
Lineage: Eukaryota; Viridiplantae; Streptophyta; Magnoliopsida; Fabales; Fabaceae
Source: the annotation of a GenBank genome assembly
AUGGGUCUCCGAUUCUCCUCCCAGCCGUCGGAAUCGCCGCCGAAGUCCUCGCUCGGUGAGUUGCCCGAGAGCUGCGUGGCUGAGAUCAUGACCUACAUGAACCCUCCCGAGAUUUGCAAGCUCGCCACGCUCAAUCGCGCCUUCCGUGGCGCUUCCUCCGCGGAUUUCGUCUGGGAGUCCAAGCUGCCGCCCAAUUAUCCCGUCCUCCUCCGACGCAUCUUCACCGAUUUCCCCUCUCAUUUGGGGAAGAGGGGGAUUUACGCCAGGCUUUGCAGACUCAAUUCUCUCGAUGAUGGCACCAAGAAAGUAUGGCUGGAUCGGAGCAUGGGUAAACUGUGUUUGUGCGUUUCGGCCAAGGGAUUGUCCAUAACGGGGAUCGAUGACAGAAGAUACUGGAACCAUAUCCCCACUGAGGAAUCUAGGUUCAACAGUGUUGCUUACCUUCAGCAAAUCUGGUGGUUUGAAGUGGAUGGGGAUGUUGAGUUCCCGUUUCCUGCUGGGAGAUACAGCGUAUUCUACAGAAUACACCUAGGACGAGCCUCCAAGAGGUUUGGUCGACGAGUUUGCAACACAGAGCAUGUUCAUGGGUGGGACAUAAAGCCUGUUCGUUUCCAGCUAUGGACUUCAGAUGGCCAGUAUGUUACAUCCCAGUGUUUUCUGAACGAACCAGGUAAAUGGGCCUUUUACCAUGCAGGCGAUUUUGUUGUCGAUAAUGGCAAUGCAUCAACAAAAGUUAAAUUCUCUAUGACUCAAAUUGAUUGCACACACACUAAAGGAGGGCUCUGUUUAGAUUCUGUGCUCAUAUAUCCAAGUGAAUUCAGAACGGUUAAAGCUUUUUUAAAUAGCUUUUAA